AUGAAUAACGAUGAUUCAAGUGCCUUAUCAUGUUCUUUAAGUCUAGAAAGUGAUACUUGUAAUGAAGAUGAGUAUGAUACAAAUUUGAGCAAUUUAAUCGAAAAUAAAACACUAAAUUGGAUAUUUGUUGGAGGAAAAGGAGGAGUUGGAAAAACUACAACAUCUUGCUCAAUAGCAGUUCAAUUAGCAAAAAGAAGAGAGUCAGUUCUGUUACUAUCAACAGAUCCUGCACAUAAUACGAGUGAUGCAUUUAAUCAAAAAUUUACCAAUAAACCUACGUUAGUCAAAUCAUUCAAUAAUUUAUAUUGUAUGGAAAUAGAUACUACAUUUUCUGAAAAUACAGCAUUUAAAUUAAAUAAAAAAGAUAUUUUUGAAAAUAUUAUUCCAGAAUUAUUACAAAGCUUUCCAGGUAUCGAUGAAGCUUUAUGUUUUGCUGAAUUAAUGCAAUCAAUAAAAAAUAUGAAAUAUUCGGUUAUAGUUUUUGAUACAGCACCAACUGGGCAUACCCUAAGACUUUUAGCCUUUCCGGAUUUGCUAAAGAAAGCUUUAGGCUAUUUGAUUAAUAUAAGAGAAAAAUUGAAGGGAACUUUUAAUGUUUUAAAAAAUCUAACUAACAAUGAAAUGGAAUUAGAAAAUUUAUACGAAAAAAUUAAUCAUUUAAAUGCAAUGUCUAGUAGCAUUCAAUCAAAUUUCCAAAAUCCAUUGAAAACAACUUUUGUUUGCGUUUGUAUUCCUGAAUUUUUAAGUGUUUAUGAAACAGAAAGAUUAAUACAAGAACUCACAAAAAAAAACAUUUCUUGUUACAACAUAGUUGUCAAUCAGGUUGUUUUUCCAUUAGAAUCUCCUGAAAUCGAUGUAAAUGAAUGUGCAAAUUUAUUACAGAAAAUAAAUAAUAAAGAAAUUGAAAAAUGCUUUAAUAGUCUCAUUAUAAAAACCAGAGAAUUAGAAGAUGUUUACAUUUCAAGAAGAAAAUUACAAUCAAAAUAUCUUAUGCAAAUUAAAAAUUUAUAUGGAAAUGAUUUUAACAUUGUCUGUAUGCCUCAAUUAAAAAAUGAAAUCAGAGGAUUAGAUAAUAUAUCAUCAUUUUCUGAAAUGCUUUUAGAAUCAAAAGAUAUUCCAAUAUAUAACUAA
Messenger RNA from Plasmodium gallinaceum, 1131 nucleotides. RefSeq names its product arsenical pump-driving ATPase, putative. Gene Ontology annotation, molecular function: ATP binding; ATP hydrolysis activity. NCBI's taxonomy places the organism in Eukaryota, Apicomplexa, Aconoidasida, Haemosporida, Plasmodiidae. The coding region runs from base 1 to 1131 and encodes 376 amino acids. The record is from RefSeq and is a predicted model, not a curated record. Gene Ontology annotation, biological process: post-translational protein targeting to endoplasmic reticulum membrane. The transcript has a single exon. Gene Ontology annotation, cellular component: GET complex.